CCAACUUGUCACCACAGUGCCAACCGAGCUCUAGUGGUCACCAGAGCCAAGAAGGACAGCAGCUCCUGGAUGGAGGCUUAAGCAUUUACCCUUGAAGAAUAUCUUGACCACUGAUAAACCCGGUAACACACUUCAGGGAAUGACUGUUGGGUGGAGAACGCCAUCCAAACUCCUGAAGACUCUGAGCGGAAUCAAGAAAAGGAAACUCAGGAGGAACCAUCUCAACUAAAAAUGAGUAAAGGGAAAGCUGUUCCGGGUCUCUGGACCUCUCGACGCCACGAAGAAGUCUCCCUGCGGCUGGAGGAGUGUGGGAUUGCUAAUGUGCCUCCAAUGACUGUUCAUGAAAUGUUUGAAGAAUCUGUCAGGAGAUAUGGCGACUACAUAGCUCUCGGGUCGAAGAAGGGAGAUAGUUGGCACAAGUUAACUUACAAGCAAUACUACGUGGAAUGCCGGAAGGCUGCCAGAGCCUUCCUUAAGUUGGGAUUGGAGCGCUUUCGUGGUGUUGGAAUCCUGGGAUUUAAUUCAGCCGAAUGGCUUAUUGCUGAUGUUGGAGCCAUUUUGGCAGGAGGCCUGGCUGUCGGCAUCUAUACGACCAACUCUGCCGAAGCCUGUCAUUAUGUUGCGGAACACUCCGAGGCCAACAUUCUGGUUGUGGAAAACGACAAGCAGCUUCAAAAAAUCCUGGAGGUUCAGAGCAAGUUGAAGCACUUGAAAGCCAUUGUCCAGUACCAAGAAGAGGUCAAACAGAAGAGACCAAAUUUGUAUUCUUGGGCUGAGUUUCUCGCUCUUGCCAACGAAGUCCCAGACUCCCUGCUUGACCAAAUCAUUGAGAGCCAGAAGCCUACUCAGUGCUGCAUGUUGAUCUACACUUCGGGAACCACAGGGCAGCCAAAGGGAGUCAUGCUGAGCCAAGACAAUAUCACCUGGACCUCGAUGGCAGCCACCCAAGAUUUUCAACUGGGUCACCCCCCAGAUAACCAAGAGGUCGUGGUGAGCUUUCUCCCCCUCAGCCAUGUAGCAGCACAGAUGAUGGAUGUCUGGUUACCGAUGAAAGUUGGAGCCUCCACCUACUUUGCCCAGCCGGAUGCCCUGAAGGGCUCACUAGUGGAGACGCUACGGGAAGUGAGACCUACGUGUUUCUUGGGGGUCCCUCGUGUCUGGGAAAAGAUGGAAGAGAAGAUGAAGGCUACUGGUGCCAAAUCCUCUGCCCUUAAAAGGAAAGUGGCUGUAUGGGCGAAGGAAGUUGGCUUGCAAACAAACCUAAAACGGAUGAAUGGGUGUACUGACAUUCCUGUGAACUUCCGUCUGGCAAAGCACUUGGUGUUUAAGAAAGUGAAGAAGGCUCUGGGCCUGGACCGCUGCCGCCUGUGUUUCAGUGGUGCUGCUCCCAUGACUAAAGAGACUAUCGAAUUCUUCUUGAGUCUUAACAUUCCCGUCUGUGAGCUGUAUGGCAUGAGUGAGAGUACCGGACCACAUUCCGUCUCCAGGCCAACUUCCCUUAAGAUUAUGAGCUGUGGGAAAUCGAUGCUUGGCUGCAAGACCAAGCUCCAUAAUAUAGAUUCAGAAGAAACUGGAGAGGUCUGCUUCUGGGGCAGACAUGUCUUUAUGGGCUAUCUGAACAUGGAGGACAAGACUAAGGAGGUCCUAGACGCGGAGGGGUGGUUGCACUCCGGAGACUUGGGAAAGCUGGACAAGAAUGGAUUCCUGUACAUCACUGGCAGGAUUAAAGAGCUCAUCAUUACCGCUGGGGGUGAGAAUGUCCCUCCAGUUCCAAUUGAGGAUUUAGUCAAAGAACAUCUUCCAAUUAUUAGUUAUGCCAUGUUGGUUGGGGACAAGGCCAAGUUCCUGAGUAUGCUUUUAACACUCAAGUGCCAGCUCCAUCCAGAUACCAGCGAGCCAGAGGACUUGCUCACCCCAGAAGCUGUUGAGUACUGUCACAAACUGGGUAGCAAGUCUACCAAAGUGUCGGAUAUUGUGGGUGGCAAGGACAAGCUGGUCUUUGCAGCGAUACAGAAGGGCAUUGAUGCGGUCAAUGAAAAGGCCAUCUCCAAUGCCCAGAAGAUUCAGAAGUGGACCAUCUUGGAGAAGGACUUUUCUGUCUCCGGCGGAGAGCUAGGUCCAACCAUGAAACUGAAGAGGCCAGUUGUGGUGAAGAUGUACAAAGACCAAAUCAGUAGCUUCUACUCUGAAUAGGUGCAGUUUCUCUUAGUGUAAGAUUUACUCUUUGAAUUUGGAUAGGUCAGGCAGUGAACAUUUCCAAUCAAAUGAAGGACUGUGACCAAGUUCUCAGCAUGCAGCUCCACUGAUUAAAUACUAGAUGCUCUGCUAUUUAGACCCUUUGGCAGUUCACUGUGUGGUUAUGUGCUACAAAUGUUGUAAAUCAGCCCUUACUUUAGAUAUUUCUGUUGUGCUAUGUGAUAGCAUUAGAAACAUUUGAAACUGUUAAUUUAUUUUUCCACCAAAGCUUUUUUUCUUGCAUUGAAUGUAAAACAGCUGUCUACCUAGACCGGGGAGAGUGAAGGGAGGAGGGGUGCAAUUCCAAUACUUUUGUUUGUUAUAAUUAUUUCUUAUUAUCACACUCAGCAAGGGGAUUUUUAAAUGGGCAAAACCUCUUCUUCACCAAAGCUUUGCCAUGGGUGUGAUCAGGUUUUUAGUGGUGACCAAGCACUUGACUGCUGUAGGUUAGACUGAUUAUACUGGAGAGCCUACCUGCUGUUUAGGGUUGGGGAGAGGGUUUACCAGGUCCACUGGGUGAAUGGUCAAGCAUGUCUGAUUCAACUUUUUUUAAAUUUUUUUCCUCCAGCACAACCUGGGGAAUAGUGUAGGGCAACCUUAUAUGAGUGGAUGGAAAAGGGUCUCACUGGGUAACUGAUAUGAAGGAAUGGGAAUUUUUUUUUUCUAUUGUUACUUCAGGAGUUUAAUGGGCGGCUUCGGUUGCCCUUAAGUGACAUAAGCAAUUGCAAAUAGUAAGAAAUUGGAUUAGAAGGGGCCAACAAGGUCAUGCAGACUGCAUGCUCUGCAGCUGCUCCUACCCCUGGCCAUUGUGCCUCCUCCUUCACUGACAGGAGGAGAUGGUUCUUCCUACUACUGGGUGACUAGCAGUUUCACCUAGCCACAGUCUCAUUCCUGUUGUAUGUCAAGGAGAUGUUCUGUGGAGAGAAGGCAGAUGCUGGACCACAAGCAGGUCCCAUGGCUGCAGCCACUGAAGAAGCACCAGCCAUCUGCUCUCAUUCAACACAUGGAAGUUCGCAACAUUGAAACAUCGACUUCCUGAACAUAUGGGACUCGGAGUUGACUGGGGGUUUGGUGACGGGAGGUGGUGGACCAAUCUUUUCUCCUUUCCCUUCCCACUCAUGCUGCAGCCGAAGAGGUAGAGCAAGCCACAGGCUUAAUUGGGAAUAAACGUAGGUGGAGUUAAUGGUGUUGUGAAGCAUUUGUGAAGUUGUGGUUCUGUUGCAAGUCUGGAUGUACAGUCUCCCUUGCAUAGAGCAACAGCAGUAGAAGAUGGGGGCACUUGGAGGAAUCAGAGCAGGAGCGUAGUGAAAUAUAGCUGAUUUGUAACUAGUUGUGUGGGCCUAAAGAAAUUGCUGUGCCAGUUACAAUUGUGUGAUUAUGGGAUAGAUCACUGGAAGUGAAAGAAUGAUGCUUGUAGUGUAUUCUGUCAAUAAAGAGAAUUUGUGCUCACUGCCAUGAA
Ornithorhynchus anatinus (platypus) is the source of this 3694-nucleotide messenger RNA. It is a transcript of the gene ACSBG2, whose product is annotated as acyl-CoA synthetase bubblegum family member 2. The transcript is spliced from 14 exons. The record is from RefSeq and is a predicted model, not a curated record. NCBI's taxonomy places the organism in Eukaryota, Metazoa, Chordata, Mammalia, Monotremata, Ornithorhynchidae. Gene Ontology annotation, molecular function: long-chain fatty acid-CoA ligase activity. Gene Ontology annotation, cellular component: membrane; endoplasmic reticulum. Bases 232 to 2193 code for a protein of 653 amino acids.